Sinocyclocheilus rhinocerous is the source of this 488-nucleotide messenger RNA. It is a transcript of the gene med9, whose product is annotated as mediator complex subunit 9. Gene Ontology annotation, cellular component: mediator complex. The record is from RefSeq and is a predicted model, not a curated record. Gene Ontology annotation, biological process: regulation of transcription by RNA polymerase II. The coding region runs from base 37 to 333 and encodes 98 amino acids. The transcript is spliced from 2 exons. NCBI's taxonomy places the organism in Eukaryota, Metazoa, Chordata, Actinopteri, Cypriniformes, Cyprinidae. Gene Ontology annotation, molecular function: transcription coregulator activity.
CGCGCGUUGAUGACGUAGCAACCCCUCGACGAAAACAUGGCGGCUGCUGAACCGGUGCUAGAGGAGGCUGAAGAUUAUUCCUUUUUACCUAUUAUUCACGACAUAAUAAAAUGCAUGGACAAAGACAGUCCAGACGUCCAUCAGGAGCUGAACAAGCUGAAGACGAAGAUCCAGGAGGCUCGGGAGCAGAUCGCGGCGAUGCCGGGGAUCGACAUGAGUCCCGCGCUGCAGGAGAGCAGACUGCGCAGCCUCCGAGAGCAGGUCCGGACCAAGAACCAGCUUCUGCAGAAAUACAAGAGCCUGUGCAUGUUUGACAUCCCCAAACCCUCCUGACACUCUGCAGAGGAACCAUGGCCGUGCUGCUGUGUGUAACUAACCAGCCAACCCACUGAUGCCACACUUAUAUUUGUAAAAUUGCUGUAUUUUUUAUAAUUUAGUUUUUACUUUGAGAGUAGCAUUUACAAGAUUACGUGCUUGUUAUUAGUGAA